Messenger RNA from Ctenopharyngodon idella (grass carp), 3229 nucleotides. It is a transcript of the gene tnk1, whose product is annotated as tyrosine kinase, non-receptor, 1. The record is from RefSeq and is a predicted model, not a curated record. Gene Ontology annotation, cellular component: signaling receptor complex; basal plasma membrane. Gene Ontology annotation, biological process: cell surface receptor protein tyrosine kinase signaling pathway; multicellular organism development; positive regulation of cell population proliferation. The transcript has 15 exons. The coding region runs from base 444 to 2621 and encodes 725 amino acids. Gene Ontology annotation, molecular function: ATP binding; transmembrane receptor protein tyrosine kinase activity. Lineage: Eukaryota; Metazoa; Chordata; Actinopteri; Cypriniformes; Xenocyprididae.
GUGAAGGGCGGAGGACGUGAAUAGGAAUAGGCGGAGUGAGGGAGAACUCAGACUGAAGGCUUUGAAAUCACACAGAGACGUCAGACGCAGUCUAUAAAACACCUAAUAUAAAACACGACUCUUUUAACCUUCAGAUUAAUGAUAGUCAGAUUAAUUAAACUACUUUGUAUAAACUGUUCUAGUACAACGGAUUAUAGCAUAAUAAACAUGGGUGAAACUCAAUGAACGACUUAUAAUGGACAUCUUAUACCAGGAGUGCAUUUGACACGAGCUGAAGAAGAAGAAGUGAUUCGAUUGUGGACAAAAAGUCGAUUGUUUAUUUAUUCCCUACAGGCAUCCAUAGCAACCCAGUGAAACCUCUAAUUCUAAGGAACAGCCAUGCGGUUACUGUUCAGAAGAGAUAUUUGAAUACAGUACUCUAGUUGCUGUGGGACAGUCUAAUAAUGAUGGAUCAUGACACACAGUGGCUGUACCAGCUCCUUGCUGAAGUGCAGCUAGAGAGAUUCUACCUAAGGAUGCGAGAUGGACUCAAUGUGACGCGAAUUGAACACCUGAACUACGUUAAAGAAGCAGACCUUGAACAGAUUGGCAUUAGUAAACCAGGACAGCGACGAUUAUGGGAAGCCGUCAAACGUUACAAAACCAACAUGCGACAACGGCCGUGGAUGACGAAGGCCUUCAAUGGUCGCACCCCUGAGGGAAGUGAGCCGUAUAAUGGUGCUGGGCCAGGCCAGGGGCCAGAUCCAGGGCGCGCGCUCACCUGUCUUAUCCAGGACAGUGAACUGAUCUUUGGCGACAGGCUAGGCUCAGGUUCAUUUGGGGUAGUUAGGAAAGCAGAAUGGCACACACCAACUGGACGAGUGUUGCCUGUAGCAGUGAAAACCUUGAGGAGUGGCUCAAACAGACCGGAUGACAUGGUGACUGAUUUCCUCAUGGAAGUUACGACCAUGCAGUCUCUGGACCACCCCAACAUUAUACACCUCUAUGGUGUUGUCCUUACUCGUCCUCUUAAAAUGGUAGCUGAGCUGGCUCCUUUCGGUUCUUUAUACGACACUCUGCGUCUACGACAUGGAGAAUAUCCUCUUUCACGACUCUGGCUCUUCAGCACACAGAUUGCUGCAGGUAUGGAGUACCUAGAGUCCAGACGCUUCAUCCACAGAGACCUUGCUGCCCGGAAUGUGUUCUUGGCUUCUAGAGAGCAAGUGAAGAUCGGAGACUUCGGACUAAUGAGAGGCUUGGAUCAGGACAAAGACCACUAUAUCAUGACGGCACACAGACGCAUCCCAUUCGCAUGGUGUGCUCCUGAGAGUUUGCGUGUGGGUUCUUUCUCUCAUGCUUCAGAUGUCUGGAUGUUUGGUGUCACAUUGUGGGAAAUGUUUACUUACUGUGAGGAGCCCUGGUUGGGACUGUCUGGCAGACAGAUUUUGUAUCGUGUAGAACGGGAAGGUGAGCGAUUGGAGAGACCUUCAGACUGUCCGCAGGAGUUGUACUCUGUAAUGCGUAAAUGUUGGGCCUGCAAUCCUGCUGACCGACCGACCUUCUCUCAGCUCACCACUAUUGUAGCAGAUGCACAGCCUAUGGAGGUUCGUGCAGUGAAAGAUCUCAUAGAUCCCAGAAAACUCUGUCUACAGGCGAAUGAUCUAGUGACUGUAAUAGACCAUGGGCUGGAAUUGUGUGAGUGGAAGGGGCAAAACCAGAGAACUCUAAGUGUUGGCUGGUUCCCCCCUGUGUUAGCUGCCCCUGCUGUCACAGCAGCAGUUCCUGUGUCUGGUCCGACACGCAGCUGGGGCACCCCAGAACGAAUAGAUGAACCCAGACGUUGGAGGAUUCCAUUAGCAAGAGAGAAGGAAGGCUCAAACCUGAAGAAAAUGUCAGGCAUAUCGAGAAGCCUGGAGUCCAUCCUUGGUGCUUCACAGGACAAAGGUCGAGGUGCUGGUGGGAAUGGAGCUCAGAGACCCGACCCACGCAGACUCAUGCAGAGUAAUAUGAUGCAAGACCCCCGCAGGUUUAGUGAUGCUGUUGUCACCCCACCUCCACGCCCACCACCCCCCAACAUCAAAUGCAUCAGCCCACCAACCACCAGCUUCAAACCCCAGAUGAUGAUCCAUGAUCGGAGAACAGUAAACCCAGCAGGCUGGACCCCUCACACUCAUCCACAGCUACAGUUCCAUUUCCAACCACAGCAGCAGUGUUUCGGGGCUAACAACCUUGCCAGGAUGGCACAUCUGGCCAAGUCAAGCCCUCAGUUAGAUGAUGGCAUUGAGAAAGAGAAGGAGAGAGAGAAGGAACAAGAGAAAGAAAGAGAGCGGGAAAAGGGAAGGGAGAGGUAUCCACCGCAAGUUGACAAGGAAGCAGUCAUAGCACAAGUUCAGGAGGCGGUACAUGGAGUGACCAUUGAGGAGGUUCAGAGAGCUCUGCAUCGCAAUGACUGGAAUCCUGCACGGGCAGAACAGCAGCUUAAGACAGAACAGCUGUAUUACAUGAAUCAGUGCUCUCGUGAGGAAUGUCAAAAAAUUCUCGCCCGCUACAACUGGGACCUGCAAGUGGCAAGCCGUUACAUCUGCCGACUGGCUAAAGACAGAGAAAGAACUUCAAUGGAUAGACGAGGAGAAAGAGUUUAACGCAAUACAAUGUUAACAGUAAAGAUUGUUCAUAAUUGAGUAUUUAAAGUUUUUUUUGUGUGUGUGUGUGUGAUAUCACCGAGUUGUCAAGAGGUCACACGAAAACCCUGUUUCCAUUAACCUCCAAUGUGAAACUAUCUUUAGUGUAUUAUGUGACUCUGUAUUAUAUGUGCUUGACUGAUAAAUUGGUGAUAUCAGUUGUUAUUUUACAUCUGUUUAGAAAGACAGCAUAAUCGUUCGUAUUAAAUGCAGAAUGUUUUUUAACAGAUGCCAUUCCAGUUGCCAUUGUGACUGCUUAUUGUUAAUUUACAAUUUUUUUGUAUUCGAAUAGGUUUGUUAAAUUUUAAUGUGUGAUAAAUUCAGUGAAACUGUGUAAAUGUAUAUGAUGAUUUAUGAAAUGUUAGAAAUAUUUUUAUCUGUUUAAUAAAGUAAAACUUGCAUUUUUUAAAAAAAGUUUUAGCUGAUUUUUAUACAAUUAUUAGAAAUUAAAACACAAGGUUAUGAAAAAUAAAAUUCUGUGUAUUUUCCAUAAAGAGAUGACUUAGUUUCCACUAGUGUUUUUAAUGAACAUUUUCCACAUAAAUACCAACAUUAAAGCUGCAGUCCGU